UGCUUCUGGCUUGAUUUGAAAGACAUUGGGGUUGAGCAGACUCCCCAUUAGAUGGCACUGAAGAGCACGAAGCGCUGCAGGUGAUUCGGACCAGGGAAGCUCUUGGAAAAGCAAUGGCUGAAAGGGCUCAGUGAUUCACAAAGUUUCAAUUUUCCCAUUACUAAUACAUAUACUUGUUGUCAAUGGGGAAAAGGAAAGAAAUGGUCCACGAGAAGUUUCUUUCGGACGGGGAUGAAUCUGUGGGGCACAGUUUACACAAGAAGAAGCAUAAAAAGCACAAGAAGCACAAAAAAAAGCACCAAGAAGAAGUCGGACCCAGCUUCUCCUCAGAAGCCCUGGAGUCCGAUUCAGGAGUCCUUAAACCUCAGCUGAAACUGAAGAUCAAACUGGGGGGACAGACCCUAGGAACGAAAAGUGUUCCGACAUUCACUGUGGUUCCUGAGCUGAACCGGUCUCCAUCCCCGUUAAUGAUAUUGGAUGAUGAAGAUGAACAAACAGAAGGGGUCCCCAUUGAGCAGUAUAGGGCCUGGCUUGAUGAAGACAGCAAUCUUGACCCUUCACCCUUAGCUGAAUUGGAGUCUGGGAGCCUCCUGGUGUGCCCAGAGGAUGAGGAGGAGAAGUGGCUGGAUGCCCUGGAAAAGGGGGAACUAGAUGAUAACGGAGAGUUGAAGAAGAACAUUGACGAGUCUCUUCUCACUGCAAGACAAAAAGCCCUUUUGCACAAGCAGCAGAGCCAGCCUCUCUUGGAGCUACCGAUGGGUUACAAGGAGAAGGAAAUGACAGAGGAGAUGAUGCAAAAGAGGGAGGAAAAGGCGCGCAAACGACGCCUGCAGGCAGCAAAGAAAGCAGAAGAGAACAAAAACCAAACCAUCGAGAGACUGACCAAAACCAACAAGGCUAAAAUCAAAACAAUGCGGGAAAGAAAGUACAAACAGUCCCAGUGUCCUAUGGUUAGAUAUAACGAUUCCUUCAAAGGAACUACCAUAUCUUACCCCCACGGUGUUGCUACACCUUCUGUGGGGACCCUGUGCCCUUUGCCUACAGCUGUGCAUUGUGGGGUUUCUGGAUGCCUAAACAUGAAGAAAUACUCUUGUUCAAAGACUGGAAUCCCCCUCUGCAGUCUUGGUUGUUACAAAAAGAAUCGUCUCAUACAAGGUUUGGCUUGAGAGCAGGUUUAUUGUAAUGGACAGAAAAUGUGCUUCCAGCUGUGUUAUUUUGUAAGGUAAAAUGCUGCAAUUCUUGUAGUAUGUUUUCCAACAGAGAGACUGUUAACUUAUUUUUUUCAGAAACAGACUUGAUCCCUACUUAUUGCUGCAGGGUUUGUACUGUUUAACCUCCCAUAUGAUGUACAAUGACAUCUAUUUAUUUGCAGUGAUACACUCAAUUAUGUAAUAAUAAACUUGUCAUAAAAAUAUGUAUUUAAGAAUCACUGUAAGAAGGCUACCUAAAUAAAUCAUUGUUUAUAUAUAA
Molecule: messenger RNA, 1470 nt
Organism: Acipenser ruthenus (sterlet)
Lineage: Eukaryota; Metazoa; Chordata; Actinopteri; Acipenseriformes; Acipenseridae
Product: INO80 complex subunit B-like
Exons: 5
Coding region: 183-1166 (327 amino acids)
Biological process (GO): chromatin remodeling
Cellular component (GO): Ino80 complex
Source: RefSeq, a predicted model, not a curated record